This is a messenger RNA of Pleurotus ostreatus (oyster mushroom), 729 nucleotides long. RefSeq names its product proteasome component pup2 (gene PUP2). The record is from RefSeq and is a predicted model, not a curated record. Gene Ontology annotation, cellular component: proteasome core complex, alpha-subunit complex; proteasome core complex; nucleus. The coding region runs from base 1 to 729 and encodes 242 amino acids. The transcript is spliced from 7 exons. Gene Ontology annotation, biological process: proteasome-mediated ubiquitin-dependent protein catabolic process. Lineage: Eukaryota; Fungi; Basidiomycota; Agaricomycetes; Agaricales; Pleurotaceae.
AUGUUUGUGACGCGUUCAGAAUAUGAUCGGGGUGUCAAUACCUUCUCGCCUGAGGGUCGUCUAUUCCAAGUCGAAUAUGCGAUUGAGGCCAUAAAGCUCGGAUCGACGACGGUUGGCGUCAGCACGCCGCACGGGGUCGUUCUUGCCAUCGAGAAGCGUGUCCAAUCACCCCUGCUGGAAUCAAGCUCGAUAGAGAAGAUAAUGGAGAUUGACCGACACCUUGGCUGCGCAAUGUCUGGCCUCGUCGCCGACGCACGAACGAUGAUCGAUCAUGCGCGAGUGACAGCCCAAAACCACGCAUUCACGUAUGACGAAAACAUCAAGGUGGAGAGCGUCACACAGGCGGUUUGUGAUCUGGCCCUGCGGUUUGGAGAGAGUGUACACGACGAGGAGGCUAUGAUGAGUCGACCAUUCGGUGUUGCAUUGUUGAUUGCUGGGAUUGAUGAGAAGGGCCCACAAUUGUAUCAUACAGACCCGUCAGGGACAUUCAUGCGAUAUGACGCGAAAGCUAUAGGAUCUGGAUCAGAGGCCGCGCAGAGCGAACUCCAAGAUAAAUGGCACUCGCAAAUGACCCUUCAGGAAGCCCAGGUCUUAACACUGCGGGUACUGAAGCAAGUAAUGGAGGAGAAGCUGGACCAUCAUAAUGUUCAGGUAGCUCAGGUAACACCCGAGAAGGGCUUCGAGAUCUUGAACGAAACACAAUUGAAAGACGUUAUCGAAACUAUGUAA